ACUACCCUUCAAAGGACAAACAACAAACCAGAAUCCAUUUCAUCCAACUCGAUACGAAUCCCCAUAGCAGGUUGCAUUCGCCUGCCCCCGUCCUAUUCCGUCCCAGACCGAAGCCGAGCACCGUCUUCCACCAUGGCGCCCGAUACAGCAACCGACAACACACCCGCACAGCACCCCAAAGACCACCCGCAAGACUUCCCUAGCUCCGAUGCCCUAAAAGAAGCCGCCUCUCAUGCCGAAAAGGCUAUAGCAGCUCAAGGCAUGGCCAACAAGCUGCGCGAAGCCGCCUCUUCCUUCACCGACCCCAAGAAGCGGGAACAAAUGCUGAAAGAUGCGUACAACAAGGAACUCGAGGCCCACGGUAGCAGCAAAAAGGCACGCAUGCUGCAGAGUGGUGCGUUUCAGGGAAGCGUCGGUGGCGCUGGCAUAGGAGGAGCGGUGUCCGCAGGGGUCGGCACAGUCGUCGGAACCGUCGUCGGGACUGUCACAGCAAUUCCGGUAACGGGAUUGGGGGCAUUGGUUGGGGCCGGCGCGGGGGCUAUACAUGGGCCGUGGAUUAAGUUGGGGUCUUUAGGCGGAGGUGGCAAAGAUGGGAAAGAUGGUGGGGGCGAGGAGAAGGGCGAUGGCAAACAGGAAGAGGUCAACCCUGAGGACGAAGAUGCUGUACCGAACCCAGAGGCACUACGUAAAGCUGCUGAUAUGCUAGCAGAGGAGAGGAAGAAGCAGGGCCUGCCACCGGAUGGAGAGAACAAAGAUGGCGAAAGUGAAGAGAAGAAGCAGGAGAAGAAGAAACCACGCAAGAUCGAGAUACGAUCGCAAAAGGAGAGUGAGCAAUGA
This is a messenger RNA of Periconia digitata, 837 nucleotides long. NCBI's taxonomy places the organism in Eukaryota, Fungi, Ascomycota, Dothideomycetes, Pleosporales, Periconiaceae. The record is from the annotation of a GenBank genome assembly.